ACCACACGAACACGAUACAAUCCACUUUUGAAGCCAUUCAUUCGGUUCGGUUGUGGUGUUCUGUCAGUGUUUUACCGUUAUAAACCUCAGCUGGUUUAAAUAUAAAGUCACUCUCUGAUUGACAGCUAUGUCUAACCUUAUCCAAAAGGACGAUGAUGACGACGACGACAAUGAACACCAAAUGCCAAAGGUCAAAGCCGAACUUCCUUAUCUCUUCGAAAAGGAACUCACACAAAACCAGAAUAAAAGGAUUUACAUUGUCGAUGAAUUCAUUGCCACCGAACGAGUGGCACCCAUCGAGGGAAAGUUUUAUUCGAAAUUCAAUGAUGCACACAGCAAGGACAUUACAGCAAGGCAGUGUUUCUGGAAAUUGGCUGAGGAACGGCGUCAUGGAUCAAAGAUGCAGCUCGAGUUUCCUGUUUUAGAAAGUCAAAUGUACGGAUGGCUGCCGAAGAACGUCAGCAAGGUGGCAUUAAAAAGGAUCAACUAUGUGCAGGCACCAAAACUUCGUUGUCCAAUGACUGUCUACGGAGAGAAGAUAAGCUCUGAGCGAGUGACCGAAAGAACGAAAUUUGCAGGCGAACGAUUUAAUUUGAUGUGAAUUUAAAAAAAAAGUUAAAACUUGAAAUCGGUGUAAUUAAAUUUUAAUAAAGUGUUAUGGAAAAGUAAGAAAAUAAAAUAAAUUUGGCUGUGCAACAUAUUUGUGCGAAUAAUAAAGAUCUCUAUAUUAUAUUAACUUCGAGCCUUGAA
Molecule: messenger RNA, 750 nt
Organism: Eupeodes corollae
Lineage: Eukaryota; Metazoa; Arthropoda; Insecta; Diptera; Syrphidae
Exons: 2
Coding region: 128-601 (157 amino acids)
Source: RefSeq, a predicted model, not a curated record